Molecule: messenger RNA, 3642 nt
Organism: Aspergillus mulundensis
Lineage: Eukaryota; Fungi; Ascomycota; Eurotiomycetes; Eurotiales; Aspergillaceae
Product: HECT-type E3 ubiquitin-protein ligase
Exons: 2
Coding region: 1-3642 (1213 amino acids)
Biological process (GO): protein polyubiquitination; ubiquitin-dependent protein catabolic process
Molecular function (GO): protein binding; ubiquitin protein ligase activity
Source: RefSeq, a predicted model, not a curated record
AUGUUCACGUCCUUCACGGGCAACUCGCGCCGCCCACGGCAGGUGAACCUCUCUGGCCGCACCAACAACCCCUUCGCCGCAUACCCAUCCGGAAGACAAAAUCCUCACGGCUCCGGUCCUCAGAGUUCCCUUGCGAUUGCACAGCAGGAGCGACAACUCCGACAACUCGAACGAGAUCGAUUAGGGGCGAGCCGAGUCGUUCAGCGCACAUGGAGGGGCUAUCGGAGCAGGAAGAUAACGCGAGGGAAGUGGCGGGCGGAAUGGGACGCCAUCGAAUAUGCAAGGACCGCUUCACUGCCUUUAUUCGAUGACCUUGCAAAGCAGCAGAGCCCCACACUGCAACCGGCCGCUCCGUUUGACUCUGCCGCCGCGUGUCUGUCCCAGCUACGGCUCUUGGUCCAGUUUAUUGAGCCUUGGAAUGGCGGGGACAUCGUUCGCUUGGUAUACUUUUCGGAUGCGUUUCAGAGAACACUACAUGAGGUGCCGUCCCUGGCGACGGAGGGCGAAUGGACGAUGCUCCUGAAGCGGCUGGCCGAGAUGACCUUGCGUGUCUUGCAGUCGGCGAUUUCACCAAGCAUGCCUGCCUUUGCUAUCGGUCAGCACCUGCAGCUCCUGAAAUUUCUCACAGAUCUUAUCCCGAAACAGAUGGCGCGGCUUGCACGGGAAUAUUACUCUACCAUGGCUAAUCUCACGAAGAACUAUAAUUCGAUAUCCAGCCGGUCGCCUCUAUCCAAAACCGAUCUUGCUCAGAGUGUUCUUACCUUGUUAUUACCUAUUACCUCCGAGACGCUUACUGCCUACGAGUGGUUUGCUAGGAGCUACUUGACCCUCCCCGACCUGUUGGAAACUCUCGGAUCGCUAGAUGUCUUGGCGAGCAAUAUCAACUACAAACUGUUGACGUCCGCGUUGGCGCCUCUGCUCCUCAGUUAUAGCCAGGGCUCCGAUGGCGUGGAUUCCCGACUUUGGAUGCUGGCUUAUUUCAUAUUCUUUCACAGAUAUGCCUUAGGAAGCCAGGCCACGCAUCAUACUUUAGACCUUGGAUUUGUAAAAGUCGUCUCAGCACUGCUAAACUCGACGGUGCUGCAAAUCUCCCGCGUCUUGGAGGCCGAGGAGUCUGCGGAGCUUGACGACGAUAACAAAGGAGCAUAUUUGCAUCCCUUUAUCAAGGAUCAGCUGUUUAGCCUGGUCAAUCAAACAAGUAUAACUGGUCUGCUCUCGCAACUGCAGCCCACUCAUUUGUCACAAAGUGAACUUGCGGAUUCCGACUCCGGCGCCUCCACUGAAGCUAGGAACUUGGCUCAUUACGCCUUGACGCUUCUACGGGUCUUCCCCCGGCGAGGUGACGAUAUCCGCAUGUGGCUGUACCUGGGCUCAGCUAGCUCAGGAGAUCAGGCGGGUGGGCAGAUUCCAGCUAUCAAAUACUUCUGGCAGGCGUCGCGCUCUAGCAAGGUAUUUGCCGCUAUCAGCCGUGACUCCACUGGGGUUUUACCCUUGUUGAAGCCGGUUGAAUCAAACUCCAGUCAGGACGACAGAGACCAGGAAUGGACUAUCAUUCUUCUUUUCCUCGAGUUGUAUACCUUCGUGCUCAAGGUCAUGGACGACGAUGAGUUCUUCUCGAGCGGUUCUUCAUUUACCGCCUCUUCGAACGCGCGUAUAUCUUGGACUAGAGAGAGCGCCCUGCCUCUUAAUGAUGUUCAAGAAAUGACAAUCUUCCUCAAGAAUCUCGCGUUUACUCUUUACUGGAACUCGGCGGACUUGACGGAGAAUGAAACGGUUCAAGAUAGCGGCGGAAUCCGAAAUUACUUCAGCUCGAUAUCGGCACCACUGGAUACAGUAGCAAGCGUCCGGGAUAUAGAACACAAGAACAAGGACAAGGGAUUGCCUGGAGUGACGGGAAUUCCGCUAGAUUAUUUCAAGGGCCUUGUCACUGGUCUCCUGAGGAUGGUCCAUGAGCGCGACUCGCGAAGAAAGUUUCUUCCCGACGGCCACUGGCUGAUGACCAGCCGCUUCAACAUGGAAGGCUUUAUCCCCGCUGUUGUCGCGGAAGAAGAGAGCAGACAUCAACUGGAGGACGAGGACGAAGAAGAUCAGGAUGACUUGAUGACGGACGACUUCGAUGAGCCGUCUCUUGGGCUUGUUGGGACCGGGCGCGCACAGCAGGCGCGACGGAUUGAAGCUCUGAGGCGCCGCCAGCAACAAGCUACUCGUCGAAAACAGUUGGAGGCUGUGGCCCCUCGACUAGAGAUCCUGAAGAACAUGCCGUUCUUCAUUCCAUUUGCCACCCGGGUACAGAUAUUUCGCCAGUUUAUCUACCGCGACCAACUGCGCCGAAGGCACGGGUUUAUCGAUCCCGAUUCCUGGCGGAUGUCGGUGGCACAGGCUUCCAUGGGCCGUUUGACUGAUAUGCGCUCGACGAUGCAGGAUAUCCUCAGUCGUCAUCACGCCAACAUUCGCCGCGAAAGUUUAUUCGACGACGCGUUUGAGCAAUUCUAUGAGCUUGGAGAGGCCCUCAAGGAGCCGAUACAGAUCACUUUCAUUGACAAAUUCGAUGCCCCAGAAGCGGGGAUUGAUGGCGGCGGUGUUACCAAAGAAUUCCUCACCAGUGUCACCAAUGAGGCGUUCAAGUCUACAGUUGGUCUGCGCUUGUUCGAGGAAAACGAUCAACAUUUGCUCUAUCCUAGCCCUGUUGCCGUUGAACAACGGAAGGAAAAUCUGCGACACCUGGGGUUGAAGGAAAACACACCUGAGUGGAAUGACCACGUCCGUGACUUGCUCCGACGGUAUGAAUUCCUGGGACGUGUUAUCGGAAAAUGUCUCUACGAAGGGAUCCUGGUCGAUGUCAGUUUCGCGCCUUUCUUCCUACUGAAAUGGGCGUUGACGGGUGGAAUGAGUUCUGCUCAACGCGAGACGGCAUACCGAGCCAACCUCAACGACUUGCAGGACCUGGAUAAAGGACUCUAUCAAGGCUUGCUACAAUUGAAGAACUACCCCGAAGACGUGGAAGACUUUUCGCUAAAUUUCACCGUGACCGACACAAUACCCUUGCCAGGCGGAGGCAAGCGCACUAUCACUCGAGACCUGAAGAACAACGGCUCAGACACCGCCGUCACCAAUCAGAACCGCUUGGUGUACAUAUCAUAUAUCGCACGCUACCGGCUCCAAGUACAGCCGGCUUUGCAGACCAACGCCUUCCUACAAGGCCUGGGACAAAUUAUCCAACCUUCGUGGCUUUCCAUGUUUAACCAGUCCGAAUUGCAGACGCUGGUCAGUGGCGAAUCGGGCGACAUUAAUGUUCAAGACCUCCGAAGGAACACAUCGUACGGUGGUCUCUACGUCAUUGGCGACGACAAAGAAGAGCAUCCGACAAUCAAGCUCUUUUGGGAAGUUAUGGACCAAAUGACCAACGAGGAGCGGCGGAACGUGCUUCGCUUUGUGACCUCGACGCCACGUGCCCCAUUGUUGGGGUUCAGCCAUUUGAACCCCCGCUUCAGUAUCCGGGACUCAAGUGAGGACGAGGAGCGGCUUCCUAGUACAAGUACUUGUGUUAAUCUGCUGAAACUGCCGCGGUAUAAGAGCGCGAGCACUCUGCGGGAGAAGCUGCUGUACGCGGUGAAUUCUGGGGCAGGAUUCGACCUCAGCUAG